Pistacia vera is the source of this 957-nucleotide messenger RNA. RefSeq lists its product as uncharacterized. NCBI's taxonomy places the organism in Eukaryota, Viridiplantae, Streptophyta, Magnoliopsida, Sapindales, Anacardiaceae. The transcript has 3 exons. Bases 1 to 957 code for a protein of 318 amino acids. The record is from RefSeq and is a predicted model, not a curated record.
AUGUCAAAGGAGAUAAAGGCUUUAGAGGACAAUCACACUUGGUCUUUGGUUACUUUGGCUCCUGGAAAAAGUCCAAUUGGAUGUAAAUGGGUAUACAAGUUGAAAUUCAAUGCUGAUGGUACUUUAGAAAGGUAUAAAGUCAGGUUGGUGGCUAAGGGUUACACACAACAAGCAGGCAUUGAUUAUGAGGAAACAUUUUCCCCUGUGGUUAAGAUGGUGAUAGUGAGAACCAUAUUGUCCAUAGCCUCAAUUCAUGAUUGGCCUUUAUACCAUCUUGAUGUUGACAAUGCUUUUUGCAAGGAAAAUUUCUACACCAUUUUGGUAUUUUACACCAAAAUGGUGUUGGGUUGGAGAUGCCCUAAUAGACAUUGUACUCAAAUUGUGGUGGUCCUAGUAUAUGUUGAUGACAUAGUUAUCACUAGUAGUAAUUUAGCCUUGAUUAAUGCUGCUAAGCAGUUGCUUCAGUCCAAUUUCAAGCUCAAAGAUUUAGGACUACUUAGGUAUUUUCUUGGUCUAGAGGUUGCCAGGUCAAUCAAAGAUAUAACUCUUUCCCAACAUAAAUAUACUUUGGAAUUGAUUUCUAGUACAGGUUUAUCUAGUGCUAGACCUUCCAUCAUUCCUCUUGACCAACAUGUGAAGUUUACUUCAUCAGAUUAUGAUAAACAGUUUGACAUUUUUGGAGACGCUUUGUUGGCAGCCUUAAAGAUUGUGAAGUAUAUAAAAUCUGCUCUCGGUUUAGGUUUGUUCUUUCCAUCUGAUAGUUCUUUAUAUCUCACUGCUUAUUUUGAUUCAGAUUGGGCCUCUUGUUUACUUACUAGAAGAUCUGUUACUGGUUUUUGUGUAUUUUUGGGGAAUUCACUUUUGUCCAGGAAAUCUAAGAAACAGAUCACUGUUUCUUGGUCUUCUUCAGAAGCUGAAUACAGGGCAAUGACCUCUGUAGUUUAUGAAAUUGUAUAG